Messenger RNA from Entrophospora sp. SA101, 486 nucleotides. Lineage: Eukaryota; Fungi; Glomeromycota; Glomeromycetes; Entrophosporales; Entrophosporaceae. The record is from the annotation of a GenBank genome assembly.
AUGGAUAAACCAAUGAAAUUUAAAGACUUUGAGGAGGUUGAUGAAUUAAUUAUUAAAGCAAAGCCUGAUGGAGUAAUAGGAGAGAUAUAUGUAGAAACAUUGAAUAAGGUGUUUGAAGAGAAUGAAAAAAGGUGCUCAGAUUUAGAAGAUGAGUUGGGCAAUCUUGAGAGAUCAAAAGAAGAUGAAUCAGAUGAUGAGUCAGAGGCUGGGAGUGAGAGUGGAUAUGAUGGAGAUGAAGAAGAAAGGGAGGAUAGUGAUGAUGAAGACAGUGGGAGUAAUUAUAAUGUUGAUGAUAGUGAUAAUAAUAAUUAUGUAAGUAUUUUAGUUAUUUCUGUUUGCUGGUUGAUUUUUAUACUUUUACUUAAAUGGUCUGUUGUAAAUAAUCACAGAAUGGAUGAUAAUGCAUCCCCAAGGAAAAGAAGGAGAAUUAGGUGCUUUUAUGUGGUCGAUUCUGGGUGUGAAACAUCGAAAGAAGUAUCAAAUUGA